UACGCCCUGCCAGUGCACAUUAGCACGCAUCCCUUAUCUUGCGCCCCUUCCCAAGCCCAAACAAAAGCCUGCCACUGCAACUUCCAUGUCCUUGAGCUCGGUUUGACUCUGUUUCGAAUGUAAAUUCUCAAUUUUUUUACAUCCAAAACAAAAACCCAAUACUCCCUUCCUCUCUAAAUUUCUGGGUUUUUGUUUUUUCGGAGAGAGAAACAAAGGCAAAUACUGAAAGCUGUGUAAAUGGCUACAGAUUUGCCAGAGGGAACCGUGCAAAACAUACUGGACCAAGAGUCUCUCAAGUGGGUCUUUGUGGGAGGCAAAGGUGGUGUGGGCAAGACGACUUGCAGCUCCAUCAUCUCGAUCCUUCUCUCUAGGGUUCGCUCCUCUGUUUUGAUCAUCUCCACCGACCCUGCCCACAAUCUCAGCGAUGCGUUUCAGCAACGGUUCACCAAGACACCAACUUUGGUUAAUGGGUUUUCCAAUCUCUAUGCUAUGGAGGUUGAUCCUAAUGUUGAGAAUGAGGACGUGGGCAGUGCCGAUGGAAUGGACAACCUGUUUUCUGAACUAGCAAAUGCAAUUCCUGGAAUUGAUGAGGCUAUGAGCUUUGCAGAGAUGCUGAAAUUGGUGCAAACAAUGGAUUAUUCUGUUAUAGUCUUUGACACUGCCCCAACUGGCCAUACACUGCGGCUGUUGCAAUUUCCAUCAACCUUAGAAAAGGGUCUCACGAAAAUGAUGUCUUUGAAAAAUAAAUUUGGUGGUAUAAUCAGUCAGAUGACCCGCCUCUUUGGUGUUGAUGAUGAAUUUGGUGAGGAUGCAAUUCUGGGAAGGCUUGAAAGCAUGAAAGACGUGAUUGAACAAGUUAAUAAGCAAUUCAAAGACCCAGACUUGACAACCUUUAUCUGUGUUUGCAUCCCAGAGUUCCUCUCCCUUUAUGAAACAGAGAGACUGGUCCAGGAACUCACCAAGUUUGAGAUAGAUACACACAACAUUAUCAUUAACCAAGUACUUUAUGCUGAAGAAGACGUAGAAUCUAAAUUACUCAAAGCUAGAAUGCGGAUGCAACAAAAGUACCUUGACCAGUUCUAUAUGUUGUAUGACGACUUUCACAUCACGAAGCUCCCAUUGCUGCCAGAAGAGGUUACCGGGGUUGAAGCUCUGAAAGCAUUUUCACCUCGUUUUCUGUCGCCGUACCAACCUUCUACCAGUAAAGGCACAGUGGAAGAGUUGGAGCAAAGAGUAUCCACACUAAGGCAGCAGUUGAAAGAUGCUGAAACAGAACUAGAAAGACUUAAAAAAGGAAAACAAAAGGUCUGAUGAUGCUCUGCUCAACAGUAUUGCCUCUGUUCCUUUUUCCUUUCCUCAUUCUUUUCAUGUUUGCAUUCAAAUGGCACCAUCUCCCUGCUUUAGGCUGCCAAGUGAAGUCAAUCUUCUAUUUUACUAAUGGUUGACAUUUUCUGUAGCUCAACUUAUUUGCAUUUUUUUGAACAUGAACCUUUCUUAUAUAGUUAGUAUAUUUUGUUGUAAUGCGAUCAAUGAUUUAGCAAGUGUAAUUCAUUUAUGAAUUUUUUUUAUCA
Molecule: messenger RNA, 1571 nt
Organism: Alnus glutinosa
Lineage: Eukaryota; Viridiplantae; Streptophyta; Magnoliopsida; Fagales; Betulaceae
Product: ATPase GET3A
Exons: 7
Coding region: 238-1311 (357 amino acids)
Biological process (GO): post-translational protein targeting to endoplasmic reticulum membrane
Cellular component (GO): GET complex
Molecular function (GO): ATP binding; ATP hydrolysis activity
Source: RefSeq, a predicted model, not a curated record